Thelazia callipaeda (thelaziosis nematode) is the source of this 462-nucleotide messenger RNA. The record is from the annotation of a GenBank genome assembly. NCBI's taxonomy places the organism in Eukaryota, Metazoa, Nematoda, Chromadorea, Rhabditida, Thelaziidae.
UUGACUGUGCAAUUAUUUCUUGCAGGGCCUUAUCCAUAUCAUUUUCAUGGAACAGUUGUUACUGGAUUCGGUCGAGGUAGUAAGCUCCUGGGAUGUCCUACAGCAAAUUUGGAUGAUAACGCUAUUGCGCGUCUUCCUUCGGAUUUUCCAUGUGGGGUGUUUUAUGGUUUUGCCAAUGUCAAUGGUGGUGAAAUCUAUGGAAUGGUAACUAGUAUAGGAUGGAAUCCACAUUUCAAAAACGAACGAAAAACUAUUGAAGUUCACAUACUUCAUGAUUUUGCAGAAGAUUUUUAUGGUGCAACGCUCCGAGCUGUUGCUGUUGGAUUUUUGCGUGAAAUGUAUUCAUUAAAUUCUUUAGACGAACUUAAAACAACUAUACGUAAUGAUAUAUCAAUGGCAAGAAGUCUGCUGUCAACUCAAGAAAUGAUAAUUUACAAAAAAUCGGACUUUUUUUUCGAGUAA